Molecule: messenger RNA, 1212 nt
Organism: Cryptomeria japonica (Japanese cedar)
Lineage: Eukaryota; Viridiplantae; Streptophyta; Pinopsida; Cupressales; Cupressaceae
Product: nuclear transcription factor Y subunit C-2
Exons: 1
Coding region: 11-517 (168 amino acids)
Biological process (GO): regulation of DNA-templated transcription
Cellular component (GO): nucleus
Molecular function (GO): protein heterodimerization activity; DNA-binding transcription activator activity, RNA polymerase II-specific; DNA binding
Source: RefSeq, a predicted model, not a curated record
AGAAAGAAAUAUGGAGAAGCAAAAGUAUCUUCCCAUUUAUCCUUCCAUGGGUGAGAGAGUAAAAAUUGGGAGUGAUGAAGAACAGGCCGAGCUAAGGAAGUUUUGGAGUAAGGAAAUGGAGGAAAUCCGAGGAUUGAAUAGCAGGGAAGUGAGAAGCAAAAGCACGGGUGAUUUGCCAUUGGCGAGAGUGAAGAAGAUAAUGAAAGCAGAUGAGGCGAAGAUGGUUUCAGCUGAGGCAGUUGUUGUGAUGGGAAAAGCGUGUGAAAUGAUGAUGAAAGAGCUGAGUUUCCGGGCGUGGAUUCGAACUCGGGACGCUAAGAGACGUACCCUGCAAAACAAAGAUAUUUGGAGUGGUGUGGGCGAGAGUGAGGUGUUUGAUUUUCUUGUGGACGUACUUCCUAGACCAAAACCACUUCGCCCUCCUCUUCCUUCCUUGAAUGCUUUUGAUCUUGUUAAUAAUCCUUUCUUCACCUAUGGACAGUUUCCCAAUGGCUUCUUUGGGCCUCAUGAAUCAUGAUUUAUCUUGUUGGAAGUGAUUCCACUUCACCGACCUCUUCCUUCCUUUAAUGCUUUUGAUCUGGUUAAUAAUCCUUUCUUCACGUAUGGCCAGUUUCCCAAUGGCUUCUUUGGGCGUCAUGCUUCAUGUUGGACGUGAAUCUUGUUUAGAGUGUGUUGUUUAAGUUAAAAAUAUAGUAUAUGUAAACAGUUUGAAUGCGUGUAGUUUGUUGGUGGAGCCUUGAAAAUAACAGCUUUGGGUAAGCUUUAUUCAAAUCAUUUAAUUUCAAGUGAGAAGCUUGGAGGUAGUAAAUGGUUUGAGUGUGUGGGGUUUGUUGGUGAAGUCAUGGAAAUAGCAUGUUUGGGUAAGUUGUAUUCAAAUAAUUUGAUUUCGAUUGAGAAGUGGUGUUUACAGGUAGUAAAUGGUUUGGAAGUGUGAGAUUUGUUGGUGGAGUCUUUAAAAUAGGAGGUUUGGGUAAGUCAUAUUCAACUCAUUUAAUCAAUUAAGAAGUGGCAUUUGCAAGUAGUAAAUGACUUGAAUGUGCGAGGUAUUUGGGAGUCAUGGAAAUAGAAGUUUGGGUGAGUUGUAUUCAAAUCAUUUAACUUCAAUUGAGAAGUGGUGUUUACAAUUACUAAAAAAUCUCGUGUUUUUUCUUUUUUUCAUCAUCAUCAUCUCUCUUGUAAGAUUCUUGGUAACUAUGUUAGUAAUGAUGGAAU